GCGCUCGGCGGAAGCGGAAGCGGCGGGUGCAGGAUGAUGAUGAUGGAGCAGGAGGAGGAGGCGGCGGGCGGGAGGGUGCUGCUGGAGCUGCCGGGCGUCUCCAUCCAGACCCGGCUGCACCCCUCCCCCCCCCGCGACGGCCUCCUCAGGGGGCGGCUGCGCGUCCUGCAGGGGCCGGAGGGCACGGUGCUGCAGUGGGAACCCCUGGAGGGGCCCUGGGACCCCCCCGAUGACACGGAGGAGCCGCCGGACCCCGGCUACGAACCCGACUGGGCCGUGCUGAGCCCCCCCCGGCCCCGCCCACAGCCCCCCGGCUGGCGGGGGGGGUUCCGGCUGGCGCUGGGGGAGCUGCGGGGGUUGCGCAGGAGCCCCCCCGGGCUGCGUCGUCCCUUCCUGGUGCUGCUGCCCCGCCGGGGACCCUGCCCCCCACCUCUGCAUUUCUCGCGGGGGGGACCCCGAAAAUUGCUGCGACUCUUGGCCCCCCAGCUGCGCCCGUGCCCGCGGGACCCCCGGCUGCUGUUGGUGACGCCCCAAGAUGACUCCGGGCUCGACGCCCCCCCACAGCCCCCCUCCCCUGGCCUCGUCACUGUGAGUGACCCCCACGGGGGGGCACCCAAAGCGCCUGCUCCAGGGUCCCUACGCCGCCACCGUGGGGGGGCUGAGCCGGCUGCUGGGGGGGCCCCGAGGCCACGCCCCCUGCGAGGAGGAGGCGGAGCCAGAGCCGCCCUUCGAGGUCAUCGCCUGCGUGACGCUGGGGCCUCGCCCCGCCCCCCCGCGGGGGCCACCAGUGACGGAGGAGGAGUGGGGGCGGAGCCACGAUGCCGAGGGGCGGAGCUUGGACCCGGAAGGGCUGAGGCAACGCCUCUUCCGUGGGGGGCUGAGCCCCCAGAUCCGGCUCCAGGGCUGGAGGUGGCUGCUGGGGCUGCAGCCGGGGGGGGGCCCGGACCCCCGGGAGCGGAGCUGCAGUGGCGCUCGCUCAGCCCCGACCAAGAGCGCAGGAACCGACCGCUGCGGCGUUACCGGCACCGCCUCGAACGUGACCUGGCUCGGUGUCACCCCGACGUCCCCCCCCUCGAGCGGGCGCUGCUGCACGACGUGCUCCUGACGUUCUGCAUGUACCACUUCGACCUGGGGUACGUGCGGGGGAUGAGCGAGGUGCUGGCCCCCCUCCUGACCGUCACCCCCAACGAGGUCGAGGCGUUUUGGGGGUUCUGCAGCAUCAUGGAGAUGGUGGGGGGGAACUUCGGGCCCGGCCGGGAGGGGCUGAAGCGGCAACUGGGGCAACUGGGGCAACUGGUGCGGGUGCUGGACCCCAACCUCUGCGACCGCCUGGAGGCCGGGGGCACCCUUGGGUGCUGCACCCGCUGGCUCCAGCUCCGCUUCCAGCCCCACUUCGGGCUCCAGGGGACCCUGCGGCUCUGGGAGGUGCUGUGGACGGGGCUGCCGUGCCCCAACUUCCACCUGGUGCUGAGCUGCGUCCUGCUGGAGAUGGCCGGGGACGUCCCCCCGCGCCCCAGGGACACCGGCGGGGACAGCGACGACGGCGACGGGGACAGUGACGACGAGGACAGCGACUGGGACGAGGCCCCCCCCGGGCGGGUGCUGGACGCGGAGGAGGUGCUGAGCCGGGCGGAGGGGCUGUUCCUGCAGCUGGCGGCCGCUCCCGACCUGCCCCCCCCCCUGCAGGAGCUGCUGGGAUUGGGGGGGCCCCCCCCGAGCCCCCCCCCAGAGCCGCCGCACCCCGAGAACGCCGGGGACCCUCCCCCACCCUGAGGGACCCCCCAAUUUUAGGGGGGACCCCCCAGCACCUUAAAUGGGGGGGGGCUACUGGAUCGGACCCCCCCCCCCCCAAACCGGACCCUGUUUUGGGGGACCCCCCCCCCCCCCGUGCUGCAUUAAAGCUGUCGGG
Grus americana (Whooping crane) is the source of this 1909-nucleotide messenger RNA. Its product is annotated as TBC1 domain family member 17-like. The record is from RefSeq and is a predicted model, not a curated record. The coding region runs from base 34 to 1773 and encodes 579 amino acids. Gene Ontology annotation, molecular function: GTPase activator activity. Gene Ontology annotation, biological process: activation of GTPase activity. The transcript is spliced from 17 exons. Lineage: Eukaryota; Metazoa; Chordata; Aves; Gruiformes; Gruidae.